Racocetra fulgida is the source of this 519-nucleotide messenger RNA. Lineage: Eukaryota; Fungi; Glomeromycota; Glomeromycetes; Diversisporales; Gigasporaceae. The record is from the annotation of a GenBank genome assembly.
AUGUCUACUUCUAACAUUCUAACUCAUGAUCCUAAUGAUAAAACUUACGACCCUAAUGAUGAAACUUGUGACCCUGAUGAUAAAACUCCCUGGUGUUCUUCUUGCAGAAAAUUCAAAUCAGUUAUUGAAUUUAUGAGACCCAGUGGAAGAAGAAUUAAGAAGUUUGCUACAUGUAAUGAUUGUGCUGAAAAAGACAGAAUAUACAUAUCACCUGAUGGUAGAACAUCUGCUGAUACAAGUGACAGCAAAAGUAGUAAGGAUGACUUGAUUUAUAAUUUAAGUGAUCUCAAAGAGCUUAUAGCAAUCAAAUUUAGAGAAGGUGAAGAAUUAGAUGCUAAUUUUGAGUUUACUGUAAUGGUAGAUAUUGAAAAAGAAACAGUAGAUAAAGAUACUUUGUCUCUAGAAUCUGGCCAAGAUAUGGAAACCAAAAAAUUUCAUACUAUAGCAAAGAUGUUGCUUAUACCUCUUCAAAAAGGAUCCAAUACUAUUAGAAGAUUCGAAAUAUAUAUUCUAAUAUAA